UGAUAUCAAAAGUUUUUGUUUCAGAGAUAACAACACAAAGCUGCACGGUUUAAUGAGCGCUUUGAUUAAUUUAUGAUUUGACAUAAUUAUUUCCAAUAUUUUGAUUGGAAAAGAUGUUGUGGCUUCUUUUAUUAGCUUUCUUUGUUGCAAAUCAGCAGAGCGUGACAUUAGCAGAUCAGCCCAAAAUUCUUCGCUUUCCAAUCAAUGGAACCGAAUAUUACGUUGCUGGCUCGGGGUAUUAUUCGAGAGACUGGGCGAUAGAUCACUGCAGACUGGUCGGCAUGGUGCCAGUCAGUUUCAACAAAGGCGAAGACCUGUACACCGAAAUCUAUAAUUACAUCAUAACUCAAAUUGAGUAUCCAAACGGGGUUGGCUAUUGGACGAGUGCGAUCAAAACUUCAUCGAGCAGUGACUCGUGGAUUUGGGAAACGACUGGGGAAAAAGUCGCAAAGUUUUACUGGGCGGAGGGAGAGCCCAGCUUUGCCGAAGACGAGGUCGGAGUUUGUAUGAUGUUCAGCGUCCAACGCCAGGGCUGGGUCAACGACUACUGCAAAAGAACCAACGUUGGCGCCACGAUUGUGUGCGAAAAGGAAAUCGAACAAUCAGAGUAAAAUAAAUAAAGAAA
Molecule: messenger RNA, 625 nt
Organism: Neocloeon triangulifer
Lineage: Eukaryota; Metazoa; Arthropoda; Insecta; Ephemeroptera; Baetidae
Exons: 3
Coding region: 114-611 (165 amino acids)
Source: RefSeq, a predicted model, not a curated record